Molecule: messenger RNA, 2030 nt
Organism: Bactrocera tryoni
Lineage: Eukaryota; Metazoa; Arthropoda; Insecta; Diptera; Tephritidae
Gene: RtcB
Product: RNA-splicing ligase RtcB homolog
Exons: 5
Coding region: 113-1633 (506 amino acids)
Biological process (GO): tRNA splicing, via endonucleolytic cleavage and ligation
Cellular component (GO): tRNA-splicing ligase complex; nucleus
Molecular function (GO): RNA ligase (ATP) activity
Source: RefSeq, a predicted model, not a curated record
CUACUGUGUUCUACAUUCUCUACGAGACAUCUACAGCACCGUAGAGCAAGCAUUUAAUUAAAUUUUAUUGUAUAUUGUAUUACUUUUUGAUAUUGGUACUGUAAUUGGCAAUAUGGUUGUGAGGCCUUAUAACGAAGAAUUGAAAUAUCUCGAGAAGAUAAGCGAAUGCUGCUGGAGGAUAAAAAAAGAAUUUCAGCCCAAUAUGAAAGUGGAAGGGUGUUUCUAUGUAAACAGCCGGUUAGAACGGCUCAUGUUAGAAGAGCUUAAAAAUUCAUGUAGACCGGGAGCAGUUGGUGGUUUCUUGCCAGGAGUAAAGCAAAUAGCUAAUGUGGCUGCUUUGCCAGGCAUUGUUGGACGAUCUAUUGGGCUCCCGGAUAUUCAUUCUGGUUAUGGAUUUGCUAUUGGAAAUAUGGCCGCAUUUGAUAUGCACGAUCCCACAUCAAUUGUAAGUCCAGGAGGAGUUGGUUUUGAUAUCAAUUGCGGUGUACGUUUACUGCGUACAAAUCUCUUUGAAAAAGAUGUUCAACCUGUUAAAGAACAAUUGGCGCAAUCUCUCUUUGACCACAUUCCAGUUGGAGUUGGUUCUAAAGGUAUCAUCCCAAUGAAUGCCCAUGACAUGGAAGAGGCUCUUGAAAUGGGCAUGGAUUGGUCUCUUCGUGAAGGAUAUGUGUGGGCUGAAGACAAAGAGCACUGUGAAGAAUAUGGUCGUAUGUUAAACGCGGAUCCCUCAAAAGUAAGUUUGCGUGCAAAAAAGCGAGGUCUUCCGCAAUUGGGAACAUUAGGAGCAGGUAAUCAUUAUGCUGAAAUUCAAAUUGUUGAUGAAAUUUAUGAUAAAUGGAGCGCUAGUAAAAUGGGAAUUGAAGAAAAAGGUCAAGUAUGUGUUAUGAUACAUUCUGGCAGUCGAGGAUUUGGACAUCAAGUUGCUACUGACGCUUUGGUUCAAAUGGAGAAAGCCAUGAAACGAGAUCAUAUUGAAACAAAUGACAGGCAAUUAGCAUGUGCUCGCAUAAACUCACAAGAAGGCCAGGAUUAUCUGAAAGCCAUGGCAGCUGCCGCAAAUUUUGCUUGGGUUAAUCGAAGCUCGAUGACUUUUCUCACGCGGCAAUCUUUCGCCAAAAUGUUCAACACAACUCCUGAUGAUCUUGAUAUGCACGUGAUUUAUGAUGUGUCUCAUAACAUUGCAAAAGUAGAAAAUCACAUCGUCAACGGCAAGGAAAAACAAUUGUUGGUGCAUAGAAAGGGAUCAACACGGGCUUUUCCACCACAUCAUCCUCUUAUACCAGUGGACUAUCAAUUGACUGGCCAACCUGUUUUGGUAGGCGGUACAAUGGGAACAUGCAGUUACGUGCUAACUGGAACCGAAAAAGGGAUGCAUGAAACUUUUGGCUCUACAUGUCAUGGAGCGGGGCGCGCUUUAUCACGUGCUAAGUCACGACGAAACUUAGAUUACAAGGAUGUUCUUGAAAAAUUGGACGAAAUGGGUAUUGCUAUACGUGUGGCAUCACCCAAACUUGUAAUGGAGGAAGCACCAGAAUCUUACAAGGAUGUUACUGAUGUCGUUGAUACUUGUCACAUGGCAGGAAUUAGCAAAAAAUGUAUAAAAUUACGUCCAAUUGCAGUAAUUAAAGGGUGAAUAUUCAAAGUAAAUUUGCCUGUGAGAACUUCACGUGUGUUUAGACAUACAUAUAUGUAUGUACUGUUUUAGCAAAUACUAAAAAUUUAUUGAUUUUGUUAAAAUUGAUUCGAAAUUUAUCGGAAUUUGUAAUACUAGAAUUUCAAACCAAUAAUGUCAGCAUAUACCAAUUAGAGAAUUUUGGUUAAACAAUGCAUUUAUAAUUGUGCGAGAAUUUAUAGCUGCUGUUUGACAGCAGAAUGCCAAAUUGCAACCAAUUGGUUUUUCUGUUGUUACUUUGUGCAUAUUAUCCUAUGCAUUAUUAUAGUAAGUAGAAAUGUCAAAAUCAGGAACUCCUCAAGAGAAUUUUGGGAAAUUUCUUAGUUUAAAUACAUUGAAUACCUCUGAAGAAAAUAUG